This is a messenger RNA of Limulus polyphemus (Atlantic horseshoe crab), 1828 nucleotides long. RefSeq names its product filamin-A-like. Gene Ontology annotation, molecular function: actin filament binding. The transcript is spliced from 6 exons. Bases 210 to 1163 code for a protein of 317 amino acids. Gene Ontology annotation, biological process: actin cytoskeleton organization. The record is from RefSeq and is a predicted model, not a curated record. NCBI's taxonomy places the organism in Eukaryota, Metazoa, Arthropoda, Merostomata, Xiphosura, Limulidae.
UAGCGGAGUUUAAUGUCUGGACGAGGGAAGCUGGUGCAGGCAGCCUCUCUUUAUCAAUAGAAGGACCCUCAAAGGCUGAGAUUGAUUUCAAGGACAGAAAAGAUGGUUCUUGCUAUGUGUCCUAUGUUGUUCAAGAACCAGGUGAAUAUCGUGUUGGCAUUAAGUUCAAUGAUCAGCACAUCCCACAUAGUCCAUACAAGGUGUACGUCAUGCCUCCUACUGGAGAUUCAAAGAAGGUUGAGUUGGGUGCAAUACCUGAAGGAAACCUCAGAGUCAAUAAGCCUGUGGCAUUCACAGUUCACAUGAAUGGUGCCAGGGGCAUGUUAGAUGGCAAAGUGGUUGCUCCUUCUGGGUGUGAAGAUGAUUGUUUUCUUGUUCCAAUUGAUGAAGAUCUGUGGGCUCUGCGGUUCAUCCCAAGAGAAAAUGGCAUUCACCAAGUCCACAUUCGUCACAAUGGUGUCCAUAUACCAGAGAGUCCUUUCCGUGUCCGUGUUGGUCAGGAGGGUAUUGAUCCCACUUCAGUUCGUACCUUAGGUAAUGGACUGAAGGAAUGUAAGGCAGGAACUCAGGCAGACUUUACAGUGGACACCAGAAAUGCAGGACUGGGAACUUUAGCUGUAACUAUUGAUGGCCCAUCAAAGGUUUCCAUGGACUGUACGGAAGUUGAGGAAGGGUAUAAAGUUCGCUAUACUCCACUGGCUCCUGGUGACUACUUCAUCAUUGUCAAAUAUAAUGGUAACCACAUAGCAGGAAGCCCCUUCAAAGUUCGAUGCACUGGGACUUCUGCAACAGGUUAUGGCGAACAUGAAACGUCCUCAGUUAUAGUUGAAACAGUUACAAAGCAGGCAGGACAGAAGAGCCAAAGUCUCCCUGCCUUCCGUUCUGAUGCAAAGAAAGUUACAUGCAAAGGAAUGGGAGUACAAAAAGCAUUCUUACAUAAACAGAACACCUUCACCGUGAACUGCGGGGAUGCUGGUAACAACCUCCUGUACGUGUCCAUCUACGGUCCUAAAGGACCAUCAGACGAGGUGUUCGUGAAGCACUUAGGUCGGCACAUGUAUCAAGUAAAUUAUGUUUUGAAAGAAAAAGGAGAGUACGUGUUGGUGGUGAAGUGGGGCGACGAACAUAUCCCCGGAAGUCCUUUUAAAGUGGAAGCCUCGUGAAGCAACUUUGGCAGAUUUUCAGUUUUUGUUUACUUCUAUAGAAAAUAUUCACACAUUAUGCUUUUUCUUGUGAAGAAUCUUAACAUAUGAUAUUUAGCUCCUCUGUUAAAUGUAUUGAGAAAAGACAGCUUUUAUGGAUAGUUUUACUAUCUAUAUGUAGGAGAGAAUGGCUGGAACAUGUACUCAGUAGACAUGCUUGGUGUACUUAGUGCAAUAUCAAACCCAAUUCGUUUCUAUCAAUAAAUUCAGUAAAAUUAUAACAUAAAAGACUCGGUAAAAUAAACUAUUUCAGUGGUUUUUAAUAUACUUAUGAGGAUCUUGUACAGUUUGCAUGACUGCUUAACUUAAUACAGUAAGUAAUCAUGUAUUCUCCUGGAAGAAUGAUCACAAGUUACCAAAGUUUACUAAAUAUAUGUUUAAUUAACUUGGCAAGUUUAACUAAGCCACGUAGUAUUUUUAUUAUUUAUAAAAAAAUAUUUCUGCAUGAAAUCUUGUCUCAAUUGGAACUUUUGUAUCUUAUAUCGAGUGUCAUUGUAGAGGUACUAACAGAUAUAUUGAUGGAGAAAUUACAGUAUUUGUUAAAUAUUGUUUAGUUUUUGCUUUAUAAAAUAAUAUAAGAAAGUCCUUUCAAAAAUGUAAUAAAACCAAAAUAUGUAAUAAAACAA